CAUGACAAACAUCCUAUUAUGAGCAACAGUUCUUCCAUGAGAAGCACUAUUCCAGACUCCGAUGCCCAUAUCCAUCGGUCGGAGUCCUUCGGUAUGCCAGACAUGGGAGUAACAAAGAACGAUCCUGCAGAGACCAAGUUUGAGUGGUUGCGGUCACAGUUGGUUGGACAUGAUGUCGAUUUCGAUACUCCCUUCGGACGCCGCCUUCUCACCUACGCAGACCACACCGCCUCCGGUAGAAGCCUUCAGUUCAUUGAAGAAUUUAUCGCCAAUAAUGUUCUUCCUUUCUAUGGGAACACACAUACAAGUGACAGCUUCGUGGGUCACAAGACCACUAAGCUGGUGAAGGAGGCCACCAGAUACAUUAAGAAUUGCUUAGGUGCUGGACCAGAUGAUGCACUUAUAUUCUGCGGCUCUGGCACCACUGCUGCCAUCAAGCGCCUUCAAGAGGUGAUGGGAAUUGCAGUGCCUUCAACCAUGAGAGAUAGGAUAUUAACGAGCUUACAGAGCGAGGAAAGAUGGGUGGUCUUUGUUGGGCCUUAUGAACACCACUCUAACCUCCUCUCAUGGCGUAAUAGCUUAGCUGAGGUGAUAGAGAUCGGUCUUGACAAUGAUGGAUUGAUAGACAUGAGAGGUCUAAGUCGGCAACUCGAGUCUUACAAAGAUUCCAAACGUCCUAUGUUGGGUUCAUUCUCAGCUUGUAGCAAUGUUACUGGAACUUACUCUGAUACAAGGGCCAUCGCCAGGCUUCUUCACCAACAUGGAGCUUUUGCUUGCUUUGAUUACGCAGCAAGUGGUCCUUAUGCGGAGAUUGACAUGAGAUCUGGGGAGAUAGAAGGGUUUGAUGCUAUAUUCAUGAGCCCACACAAGUUUGUUGGUGGACCUGGAACCCCUGGCCUCCUUUUGAUGCACAAGGCCUUGUACAAGUUGAGAUCUUCUGCUCCUUCUACUUGUGGAGGUGGAACUGUUGACUUUGUCAAUGGUUUCAGUGAACAGCACACUUUGUAUUAUGAAGAUGUGGAAGAAAGGGAAGAUGCUGGAACUCCACCAAUUGUCCAGAAGAUAAGGGCAGCCCUUGCUUUCUGGGUGAAGGAUUUCAUUGGAUACAAUGUGAUUGAAAACCAGGAGCAUGUCUACAUAAAUGCAGCUCUGAAAAGGCUCCUUCCCAACCCAAACAUAAUGGUGUUAGGGAAUACAAGUGCACCCAGACAAGCUAUACUCUCUUUUGUGAUUUACUCUACUACCAAUUCUUCCUCUUAUGACAUGAAAACUGAAAAUGGAAGAGGUAUCAGAGGUCUUAAUAUGUGGGCAGAGUCAGGAAACAAGAGAGAUAAACCUCUCCAUGGACCUUUUGUGGCAAAGCUCCUCAAUGAUCUGUUUGGCAUUCAAGCUCGAGCUGGGUGUGCUUGUGCUGGACCCUAUGGUCACCAUCUACUUGGCGUCGAUGAGAAUCGUUCCCUGGCUUUUCGAUCUGCUAUCCAAAAGGGCUACACUGGUGUAAAACCUGGGUGGACUAGACUUAGCUUCCCUUACUACGUGUCAAGAGAAGAGUUCGAGUUCAUUCUAGCUGCAUUGGAGUUCAUUGCAGCAUAUGGUCAACGGUUCCUUCCACUAUACAGCUUCAAUUGGAAGACUGGUAACUGGACCUUUCAAUCCAAAGCUUUCAUGGAGAACAUAAUGGGGGAGGAUUACACAGUGGAUUUAAGAGAUUUGUCACUAAUAAGUGAAGCUAAGCCUGGGAUGAAGAUUAAUAACAAUGGAACAAGGCAUGACGGAGAUGAUCAUAGUGAUGAUAAGAAGGUCAAUGAACUACUUAUUAAGAAAUAUGCCUACUACUUGGAGACUGCUAAGUAUGUGGCAAGUUUCCUUCCAAAGUUCCCUCCCCAGAGAAGGGUUCCAAAAGAUAUAGAUCUCAGCCUUGCGCAUUUCAGGGUAUAGAGUUAGCUCUCUUUCCCAUCCUUGCGCAUACCAAAGUAUAGUUUUAUUGUGAUCAGGGUACUAUGUGUUAAGAAUCCUUAACACUACAGACAUAAAA
Messenger RNA from Macadamia integrifolia, 2035 nucleotides. RefSeq names its product probable cysteine desulfurase. NCBI's taxonomy places the organism in Eukaryota, Viridiplantae, Streptophyta, Magnoliopsida, Proteales, Proteaceae. The record is from RefSeq and is a predicted model, not a curated record. The coding region runs from base 19 to 1938 and encodes 639 amino acids. The transcript has 5 exons.